This is a messenger RNA of Penicillium subrubescens, 3666 nucleotides long. RefSeq names its product ankyrin repeat domain-containing protein. The record is from RefSeq and is a predicted model, not a curated record. Gene Ontology annotation, molecular function: protein binding. The transcript has 4 exons. Lineage: Eukaryota; Fungi; Ascomycota; Eurotiomycetes; Eurotiales; Aspergillaceae. Bases 1 to 3666 code for a protein of 1221 amino acids.
AUGAGCUUCGGCUUCGGGAUCGGUGAUUUUCUAGUCGUUCUCAAGCUAGCGAAAGAGCUGAAAGACCGCUUUGCGCAAGCUCCAAAGGAGUAUAAGGGGAUAUAUCAAGAGGUCGAGUCCAUAUCGAUCGUGCUACAUCGCAUCGAGGACCUUGACGAAGAUGACUUCGAGGAAGAACAAAUCGAGGAGAUGGAAAGGCUCCUUCAAAACUGCCAAGAUCUUCUGUCCGAGCUUAGUCUAAAACUGGACAAGCUUCAAGUAUUGUCGAACGAUUCAAGUCCGCACUGGAAACAGAAGGUUCGGCGGGCUUGGAAAAGGAUCACAUGGGAUCAGAAGGAAAUUAAUGAGUAUCGAUCACGUAUCGUCUCCAAUAUAACCUUGUUCAAUCUUUUGGUUGGAAGUAUCAAUCAAAGCCUGACUGUGGAGAUCGCCAAUGGCAUCAGAGCACUCUCUUUCAAGCAAGAUGUCUUCAUCCAAAGGCAGGAGCAAAAGGAGGAGGAUCAUGAAAGGGACAAGAUUCUUUCCUGGAUCAGCCCAGCCAGUCUCGCAGCAAGACAAAGCGAAGUAUUCAAGUCUCGCCAAGAAGGCACAGGGAGAUGGUUAUUGAAAACUGAAGAGUUCACGCACUGGUUAUCUCAAGAGAAACAGAUUCUACUCUGUACAGGUAUUCCAGGUGCUGGCAAAACAGUGCUUGUGUCCGUGAUCAUUGAUUAUCUGGAGACUACCUUUUCAGGACAAGAGGAUAUCGGGAUAGCAUACUAUUUCUGUGACUUUCGUCAGGAACAAUCACUUUUUGGGAUGUACUCGGCUAUUCUCAGACAAUUGUUGCAAGGAAAAGCAUCCAUCCCUGAGCAUGUCGUCUCGCUGCAUCAAAAACAUAAUCAGAGGGGAACUCUCCCUUCGAUCAACGAUAUUAUCGAAGCAUUAAUAGUCACGAUGUCGAGAUAUCGAAGGAGCUUCAUCAUUUUGGAUGCACUUGACGAGUGCCCACUAUCUGAUUCUCUAGGCAGCGUGAGAUACGCGUUUCUUCGCCAAAUCCUCAGCCUACCGAAUGAGCAUGAUGUUAGUCUUCUUGCUACAUCCCGGAUUGAUCAAGAGAUUAUAGCUUUGUUCGAAGGCGGUACAUCUAUGGAGGUACAAGCUACAAGGGAAGAUAUUCAACAAUACAUUGAUGUUCGGUUGAACGAUCUUCGACCCUUUGUCCAUCGCAAACCCGAACUGAAGCAGUGCAUUAAAGACGAGAUCACAGAUGCAGCAAAGGGGAUGUUCCUUCUUGCCCGCCUUUAUCUCAAUUUAUUGACAGACCAACCAAAUGAAAAAGGUAUUCGAAAAGUCUUGACAAGUUUUCAAGGCGGUUCUAGAACAAAUAUAUACAAAGCCGCCUAUGAUCAAACCGUGAAGAGAAUGGAAAGUCAGAGCCCAGAUGCUUUAGAGCUUGCAAAGCGGACAAUCGGCUGGAUCACGAAUGCAAAACGGCCGCUCAAAGUUGAGGAACUCGAAGAAGCCCUCGCUAUCGAGAUCAAGUCCUCAGAUCUGGACGAGACAAACAUCACAGACAUUGAACAACUCACAUCGUAUUGCUGUGGCCUGGUCAUGGUCGAUGAGGCAACAAAGCACGUUAAACUCGUCCAUUAUACCACCCAGACAUACUUUGAAGGACUGUGGGAAACUUGGUGUCCAGAAAUCCAUCAAAUCAUCACCAAUAGUUGUCUCACCUAUGUGGCUUACGACAGUUUUGAAGAAGCCGCCUCCGAUUCCGUGAUUGAACUGGACACCUUACUUUCGAAUCGCCCGUUCUACAAGUACCCGGUUCAUUACUGGGGACAUCACUUUCGAGAACAUCCUGGAAACCACAGCAUGGCGCUCCAUUAUCUGAGGAAUAAGAACAAGGCGAAAGUCUUUGCUUUCUACUUCGAAAAGCUCGAAAAUCGCUUCAAGAUAUACCGGGACUCCCUUCGCAACAUUUCCGAAUCCUCCAUCACAGUUGAGAUGUCGGGUAUUCAUCUCGCCAGCCGGUUUGGCCUGAGUGAUUUAGUCAGAGACCUCCUUGACGAGGACCCUAGCAACAUUGACGUUCGAGAUUAUUCAGGAAGAGAUGCUCUCCAUAUAGCUCUUUCCCAUGAUCACGAGAAAGUGGUCAAUAUCCUACUGGACCGGGGCGCCAACAUUGAAUCUCGCGACAAAUUGAACCACACUCCGAUGCACAGAGCUUGCGAGAUUGGCAAUGACCGCAUUGUGAUCACUCUGCUGGAAUCCGGAGCAUCUGUCACGCAUUGGGCUAUUCCUGGCUUAACGCCAUUGCACUUCGCAGCAGGCGCUGGCCAUGAGACGACAGUCAAGCUACUUCUCGAGAACGGGGCUGAUAUAGACUUCCCAGGCGGGUGUUUUGAGACGCCAUUAUUUCAGGCUGCUCGAAAAGGUCAUGAAUCAAUGGUUCAACUGCUUCUCGAGCAUGGAGCGUAUGUCAAUUAUAAACAUUAUACCGGAGCAACCCCUCUACACGCCGCCAUAACCGAUGCUAUAAGACCUGUCCCAGAUGUUGUGCGUUUGCUGGUGAAGAAUGGGGCGAGCAUUAAGAUCCAGGCUAGCAAGGAGGCGGACCUGGGUCAGAAUCUUUUACACCUGGCCAUCAGGAAGCGUCAGAACGAGGUUGCUGAAUAUCUCAUGUCUCUUGGUCUGAAAUUCGAUUCUCUAGACAGAGCUGACAGGACCCCGCUCCAUAUAGCCGUCAUGAAAGGCAACGAAGCAGGCGCGGAGCUGCUACUAAGGAAAGCGCAGCUGGUCUUUCCUGAUGGGUCGUAUGUCAAUUUCAAAGAUGGAAACGGUGACACGCCACUUAACCUCGCUAUAUGGCAUGACUAUAAUCAUACUUUGGAAAUCACCGAAUUGCUCGUGAAGAAUGGAGCGGACGUCAAUACUGAGAAUUAUUGGGGAAACACCCCUUUAGCUGGCGCCAUUAUCCGUUGGGCAGUUGAUGUUACCCGAGUCCUCCUCGAGAAUGGAGCUGAUCCCAAUUUGCCAGAUAAUAAUCCCAAGGAGCCUGAUAUGCUGUAUCUCCCCUUUGGUCUAGGCCCGCAUGAUCACGAAUUUAUUCCAAGUCAUUUUUUCACACAUGCCUUCCCUUGUUGGCGAUUGCAAUGCCGCAGGCCAUUGCAAUGGGCGAUCUCACAGGGUCAUGAAGAUAUUGCGAAACUGCUACUUGAAUCUGGAGCAGAUCCGAACAUUCCUGAUAUUUUUGGGAGGACUGCUUUACAUACUGCUGUCUGCAGUGGUCAAAUAGAGAUGGUCCGAAUGUUGCUGACCUUCCCUGGCAUUGAUGAAUCUCACGUUGAUAAUUGGGGUCUCACGGCAUUUGUUGAGUCCCAGAGACGCCAAAAUGAUGAGAUAUCCAUGUUCUUUGAGAAUACAGAAGUGCCUGAUCCGCCAUCAGAGGAGUAUAAUUCUGAUGUGGAGGAGAUCGAUUGGCAUGUUUCACCUCACAUAUGCUAUGUCUGCUUGAAAAAAGUUGAUGACUCCAAGGAACGAUAUUUCCUAUGCCGCAACCUCGCAUUUUGCGAGUUCUGUUCACCUCUGGAAAUGGAAAUGGAUGAACGACGCUGUCCAGCGUGUGGGGACUGUCUGGUCGAAGGGAAACUCCACCAAGAAUCAGAUGAUUCGGAUUAUUAA